Dermacentor albipictus is the source of this 3258-nucleotide messenger RNA. The record is from RefSeq and is a predicted model, not a curated record. NCBI's taxonomy places the organism in Eukaryota, Metazoa, Arthropoda, Arachnida, Ixodida, Ixodidae.
UAUUGUGAGGCACCUCUCAUUAUCUUGAAAGGUCGAGGCCAGGCUCAGCUGGGUGGUUGCUCCUUAACAGGGGAACGCUUGAGCUGCCAAAGCGCGGCGGCGGCGGCGGCCGCAAUCAUUCUGACGUCUCGCCAAACAGCUCGUUUAAGUGGGAAGAGAGGGCAGAGCGCGGAACGUCCUGCGAGCAGAAGAAGCUCGACUAAACUGUAUCGGCCGCUCGGUGGAACCGGGUGCUCAAAUAAAGGGCCAAUCUUCCUCGCACCGCGCGUGCAUGACUGGUGCCGAGGGCCAAGGUAGCGCUCGGGUGGCGGUCGCGUCAAGCGAUUUAGGUUCGCUACAAGCAUCCCCCUCACAGCGGGCCGACGCUCAACAGUGCAUCCUCCGAGUGCGUGGGAAAAAAAAAGUGUCCCCCCUCGUUAACCUGAGUGAGUGAAGGUGACGAUGGUAACCGGCAUCUUUUACGGGGAGAAACUGCUGGACGCGGAUGGCAGGACCCACAAUCACGCAAGCUACGCAGUCAGGACAGGUCGCAAGCUGCUGGGUGCCUGCCGUGUGCUCAAGGAGUCUUGGCGCCUCGUGUACAUCAUAUGGGUACCCAUCCUUCUUGUUCCAGUGGCAACGAGCAUAGGAGGAAAGCUCGGCUGGUGCGCUUACUGCUUGCUGUUGAUGGCUUUCUACUGGUCGGCGGAAGUGAUACCGCUGGCGGCCACUUCACUCAUGCCGGUCUUCCUGUUCCCGUUCUUGGGUAUACUGCCGUCCAGCAAAGUGGCCACCUUUUACCUGAAUGACCUCGGAAUGAUAUUGCUGUGUUCACUAGUCAUGGCCGGAGCGGUGGAAACCUGCAAUCUGCACAAGAGGAUAGCCCUCAAGUCUUUACUCGUCAUAGGAACGAGUAAUAUCAGACUGCUACUUGGCUUUAUGCUAGUCACCAUGUCAUUAUCCAUGUGGAUUCCGAACACUGCCUCGACGUCCAUCAUGGCACCCAUAGUCAUGGCUGUCGUAGACCAGAUGCACACCCCGACUAAAUCGCCUUCCAAGGACGUAGAAAGUUCUGAUCUUGAAACUCUAACCAGUCGACCACAGCCAGUUCACAAAGAUGACGAGAAGGCAGGUGGCGAGGAUUCUUCGCUGGCUGCUGAUUCCGAGGAGGCCUCUCGGCAGAAGAUACUCCGCACGACAAUGCUUCUUUCUGUGGCAUACGCUGCGAAUAUUGGAGGAACCGGAUCUCUCAUUGGCACGGGGUCCAACCUUAUACUUAAGGGUCUCAUGGAUGACAUUUUUCCAGAAUCUACAGACUUGAGCUUUGCAACAUGGAUGCUUUACAACGUGCCGACCAUGCUGAUUUGCGUUCUCAUCGGGUGGACAUACCUCCAAUUCUCCGCAAGGACAGCAAUGAGAGGACCUUCCUCAGGUGCUUCGGAAGAAAAUAUUCGUGAGCAGAUUUCGAGCAGAUACCGGGACCUGGGUCCUAUGAGUUUUUCCGAGUGGUGCGUCACGUUUCUGAUGACUUCAAUGGUCCUUCUCUGGUUCACGAUGAAGCCCCAGAUUUUCCCGGGCUGGGUGGAAAUGAUUCCUCAUGGAAAGUACAUAAGGUCGUCCGCCCCUGCCAUGAUGGCCACGUUCCUGCUUUUCGUGAUUCCCAAAGAUCCCCGCAAGCCCGGGGGCCGAACACUCAUCACGUGGCGGGAGGCCAACGAGCGCGCUCACUGGGGUAUCAUGCUACUCAUCGGAGGUGGCAUGUGUCUUGCUGAGGGCUGCAAGCAAUCAGGCCUGUCAGCGCUUCUGGUGCACCACCUGAAGUGCCUUGACGUGCUUCCUCAGCCGCUGAUGGUCUUCGUCCUCUGCUUUGCCACGUCCAUGUUCACCGAGGUGGCGAGCAACCCGGCCGUCAGUUCCAUACUCUUGCCAGUAGUUUUUGAAAUGGCGAUAGCGAUGCAGGUGCAUCCGCUAUACCUCGCAAUGCCGGUUACGAUCGGCGCUUCGUUUUCCUUCAUGCUCCCUGCUGCCGCACCACCUAACGCGAUCGUGUACGAGCUGGCGGAAAUAACAAUUCCUGAUAUGGCAAAGCCAGGAUUCUUCAUGAACAUGAUCUGCGUCUUGGUGGAAGUCGGCAUGAUUCACGCUAUAGGCUUUCCCAUCUUUGGCCUUGGAAAGUUUCCUUCCUGGGCUAGGCCCCCCGAGGCUACGGUAUCUUUAACAGCUGUCCCAAGCACGACAGACUUUAUGUCGUUGCCAGCAGUGGUGACCACAUUUAACUACACACAAGUCGCGUAACGUAUGUGCUUGACCAGCGGCAAUUUGUCCCUCUUCAUUUCUCAGCGGUCUGUGGAGCUCGGACAUUACGCAUGUCUUUAGCUUCCACUUCUUCGUUAUUGUAUACCCACAAAUUGAGUAACUUUGGCAGCAAUAACGGCAACUUCGAAAACAAGAGGACCAAUCUCUACACACGUUUUUUUAAGGAACUUAUCGGUACGCAACCACUGCACACCUUUAUGUAACCCCCUUCCAAAAAAAGAAAACAUGCAAUGACCGAUAAAUUACUGCAGCGUUCACAUCUCCGAUGUUGCAUUUCAAGGAAGGACGGAACGAGUAGCCUGAGCGUGAAGUUGAUGCACCCACUACUUUACGAUGGUGGACCAAGCUGUACCGAAGAUCUUGCUUCUCCAAGAAGAAGUCGCCAGCUAAUUAAGGAGCCGCUUCCACUGCUCUUUCCGUACAACUUCUUUGUGCACGCUACUCUAUGGUGUAUACUCAACCAAGCUGAAGCACAACCAACAACCAUAACAUGAAGGAAUACUCCCGACUGCGAAUUUUCUAAACACGCCGCAACAUUCAGAAAAAUUUUUUUUCGUUGGUGUCAAGUAGAAGUGACGUAUUCUUUCUAUUUGUUGUCCUUUUUCUCCUAAGGGAAUCACUUUUGCAGCCAUUUAUUUUACUGCAUUGUUUUUUUUUGCAAGAUGUCACAGAUACUGUUAAUGAGCCUUUCUCGUUUACGACUUAUCUGUUGGCUGCUUUGAGCAAAUAAGAGCGCGCGAAAUCUCUCACACGAAAUUGCAGACCGCUGACAUGUGAGAUUACAAGCGAGUGCUAGGCCAGAGACGACAACGUAGUUCGGAUACUGGUCUGCUAGUUAAGCGUCACUGUGAAAUUCUAGAGAAGAAAUAAGGAGUCAACAUUCAUUCAUUCAUUCAUUCAUUCAUUCAUUCAUUCAUUCAUUCAUUCAUUCAUUCAUUCAUUCAUUCAUUCAUUCUUUCAUUC